Molecule: messenger RNA, 5421 nt
Organism: Globicephala melas (long-finned pilot whale)
Lineage: Eukaryota; Metazoa; Chordata; Mammalia; Artiodactyla; Delphinidae
Gene: NACA
Product: nascent polypeptide associated complex subunit alpha
Biological process (GO): protein targeting to membrane
Cellular component (GO): cytoplasm; nascent polypeptide-associated complex
Source: RefSeq, a predicted model, not a curated record
AGGAAGUGACUGCCGGCAGCUCCUGACCCGGAAUCGGAUCCUGGUCCCGCCCCCUCCGCCAGGCUUCGUUCUGCAACAGGCGUGGGUCACGCUCUCGCCAGCUCUCUUUCUGCCGCCAUCUUGGUUCCGCGUUCCCCGCACAAAAUGCCCGGUGAAGCCACAGAAACCGUCCCUGCUACAGAGCAGGAGUUGCCACAGCCCCAGGCUGAGACAGCUUUGCUUCCUGUGUCUUCAGCCUUGAGUGUCACUGCUGCUUUAGGGCAGCCUAAACCUACCCCUACCCCUCCUUGUUCCCUGGCCUCCCAGCAAUGCCCUCUGGCAACCCCUAACCAGCCUUCCUCAUUCCUUUCUCCCUCUACUAUUGCCUCAACCCCUUUUGAAGCUCCUUUUCCUGAGUCAUCCACUGGGACAGCCCUGCCUUUGGGAGCUGCCCCUCCCCCCACUGGCACCCCAGCUUUCCUACCAAACCUAAUAGGGCCUCCCAUCUCCCCAGCUGCCUUAGCUCUGGCCUCUCCCAUAAUAACUCCAACUCUGAAAGGUGUUCAUUCCUCUUCAGCUCCCUUGGCUCUGGUGGCCUUGGCUCCCCACUCAGUUCAGAAGAGCUCUGGCUAUCCACCUAACCCUCCUAGUUCACCUCCUUCGGUUGCUGUGAUUGAGUCAGGGUCAGUGACGUCUCUAUCAGCUCCAGUUGCUUCCUCAGAACCAAAGCCCUCUCCUCUUCAAGCUCCCUCUCAAGUAGUCCCUAAUCCAAAAGGUACCCCCAGCCCUCCAGGUAUAGUCAGUGCUGUUUCUUCCCAUCUUGUAACUCCUUUGGUUUCUCUUCAGUCUGGACUAGCCUCAUGUCCUCAGACGCCACCUGCCACUCCCUUAGCCAUUCCUUCCCCUCAGGUCAAAGGCAUCCCUAUUUCCUCAGCUCUGAGUUCUCCACAAAACCCUGCAAGCCUCAGCCUAAAGGGACCCCUUAGUCCACCUGCUGCUUUAUCUCUUUCAACUCAGUCUAUUCCUGUGGCUCCUCAUGCCCCCCCAGUUUUUCUCACUUCUCUUGGUUCUCCUGUUCAACCUUCAGGUUCUAAUAUUCUGUCAGAUCCCAUAGAGGAUACUGUUUCUGUAGAUCAUUCUUCCACGGGUACCUCUUACCCUUCUCAGAGAUCUCUAAUUUCUCCCCUCCUUUCCAAAAAUGAGGUGGUUCCUACUGCUGAGGCUGCAGUAGGGGGGGGAGCAGCCCCCCUACUGUUGGAAGUUGGGGGAGCUCCAACUUCCCCUCUGGCUCUGUCUGCUGACAAAGGCCUCUCUACUAUCACUGACAUAGCCUCUUCCAAUGUAGCUACCUCUUCUCUGAUAUCUCCUACAGCCUCUCUGAUUCUCAAAGACUCUCCUAGUGCUGCUCAUCAACCUUUGGUGGCCCAGAUUCUUGGUUCUUCUCCAGGGAGGCCAGGCUUGAAAGAAGCUCCUGUUUCUUCUGUUGGAACCACCCCACUUGGGAUGGCUAACUCCUCUACAGUUUCUGCAGCAUCUAUUACCUUUGAGGUAGCUACUUGUGUCUCUCUUCCAGUUUCAUCAGGUCCCAUGAGCAGUAAGGACUCAGUUUCCCAAACUGCCUUGGUUAUGGCGCCUGUGGCUCCCAAAGAGCUUCCUACUCCUCAAGUAACCACCACUCUGGGGAUACCUGUCUCUCAACCUCUGCCAGCCCCCGAGAACCCCAAAAGUCUCCCUGUUUCACCAGCCCUGGCAGCCCCUAAAAAUCUCCCUUCUCUCCAAAGUACAUCAUCUUCUCUGGAGAUAGCUCUUUCUCCUGAAGCCACCUUAGCAAAGAAAAGCUUCCUAGAGCCUCUCCCUCUAGUUAAGCCAGCCAGUACUACUACCUCUUCUCUGGGAGUCAACUCCCCAACCUCUAUAAUCAAGACAGAUUCUUAUGCAAGCCCAGAUCCAACUAGUCUGCUUCUCAAAAGUUCUCUCACUACCCCAAUUGUAAGUACAUUUCCUUUGGAAAGCACUGCCAUUGAUGGGAUGGCUCCUACAACUGCCAAAGGUACCUCCACUCCUAUACCUGUAGCCAGUCCUUUUCUAGAAGGAGCUGUCUCUUUAGAUUCUAAAAGCCACCCUGCCAAGAAGAGUACUUCCACUCUUACUACUUUACCUUUGGUCCCUCCAACCUCUGAAAGUUGCCCUCUGGCUCCAGCUGUGACUUUAUCUCCCCAGAAUGUUUCUGCUUCUCCAGCUGCUGUGGCACAGGUCCCUGAAAUUCCCAAGUCUGAGUCUUUUCCCCCUCUUCCUCCAGCUGGUACUCCUCAAGGUGCAAAGAAAGUUCAUGGUAUUUCUCAAACUUCAGCAUUGGCACCUGUGGCUUCCUCUCCUGAAGGGUACCCAACUGAGGAUUCUGGUGCUUCUGUUACUGCAUCUUCCAAAGGAACUUACCUAACUGACUCCCCAUCUCCUUUAGGGACUAGUGUGUCUCCUCAAACCAAAAGAACUCCAACCAAGAAGGGUUCAGCUACUACUACCUUAAGUCUUGCUCCUUCUGUUUCUAAAAGUGUACCUGCUAUCCCUGAUACUCCUGCUGGAAAUCUGUCAUUCACUGUUUCUCCAGUUGAACCUUCCUCUCUUCCAGAGGCCAAUCUUUCUUUUCAUGUCCGUAAAGGAUCACUAGCCAAGAAGCAUUCCCCUACUCCCCCAUCCCCCAAAGAGGCUCCCAUUCCCCUACCUAUGUCUUCUCCUUCCCCCAAAGCGGGGCCAGCAACCCCAUCCCCUAAAGAAACCCUAACUCCUCCAGCUGUGACUCCUUCCUCCCCCAAAGGAGCCCCAGCAACUCUGUCUCCCAGAGAGUCCCCAGCUACCCCAUCUCCCAAAGAGGCCCCCAGUCCCUCAGUUGUGGCUCCUCCUUCCCCCAAAGGGGGACCAGCAACCUCAUUACCUAAAGAGACCCCCACUCCUCCAGCUGUGACUCCUUCCUCCCCCAAAGGAGCCCCAACUACCCCACCUCCCAAAGGAGCCCUUACUUCCCCCAAAGGGGGCCCAGCAACCCCAUCUCCCAGAGAGCUCCUCACUCCAUCAGCUGCGGCUCCUCCCUCUCCCAAAGGGGGCCCAGCAACCACAUCUCCCAAAAGAGCCCCAGCUACCCCACCUCCAAAGGGGGGCUCCACUCCCCCAGCUGUGGCUCCUCCCUCCCCCAAAGGAGGCCCAGCAACUCCAUCUCCCAAAGAGGCUCCUGUUCCCUCAGCUCUGACUCCUUCCUCCCUCAAAGGGACUCCAGCCCCCAUAAGAGCUCCAGCUAUCCCACCUCCCAGAGAGGAUUCCACUCCCCCAGCUGUGGCUCCUCCCUCCCCCAAAGGAGGCCCAGCAACUCCGUCUCCCAAAAGAGCCUCAGCUGCCCCACCUCCCAAAAGAGAUUCCACUCCCCCAGUUAUGGUUCCUCACACCCCCAAAGAGGCCCCAGCAACUCCACUCAAAGGAGCCUCCACUCCCUCAGCUGUGGCUCCUCCCUCUCCAAAAAAGGCUCCAGCAACUCCAUCACUCAAAGGAAUCCCCACUCCCUCAGCUGUGGCUCCUCCCUCCCCCAAAGGGGGCCCAGCAACUCCAUCUCCCAAAAGAGCCCCAGCUACUUCACCUCUCAAAGGAGACCCUACUCCCCCAUCUGUGGCUCCUCCCUCCCCCAAAAAAGCCUCAGCAACUCUGGUCCCCAAAGAGUCUCCAGCAACCCCAGACCCCAAAGAAGUCCCCACUUCCCCAGCCAUGGCUCCUUCCUCCCCCAAAGGGGGCCCAGCAACUCCAUCUCCCAGAAGAGCCCCAGCUGCCCCACCUCUCAGAGGAGACCCUACUCCGCCAUCUGUGACUCCUCCCUCCCCAAAAAGAGCCUCAGCAACUCCAGCUCUCAAAGAGGUCCCUACUCCCUCAGCUGUAACUCCUUCCUCCCCCCAAAAGUCUCUAGCCCCGAAAGGGGGGCCAGCAACCUCAUCCUCCAAAGGGGCUCCCACUCCCCCAGCUGUGAUUCCUCCCUCCCCCAAGGAGCCCUGUACUUCCCCAGUUUCAGUCACAUGUCCCUUGGGGUCCACUGCACCUCAGGCAUCUAAAGGGCCCCCAAUAAAGAAAGGCCCCACAGCUCUCAAAGCAGUGCUUGAUGCUCCAGCUCUUGAAAGUGCACCAGUCGUCACAGCUCCCACUCAGAAGAAGAGUUCUGUUUCACCUCCUGUGUGCCCAGAUCCCUCAGCUCAGAAUGGUACUAAAGGAUCCCUUCCUGCAGUGGCUCCAGCUCCUCUACUGACAGUCUGCACUCAGAAAGGUUCUUCUCCAAAGGCUCCAAAAGCCCUCCCUACUUCUCUCUUAAAGGGCAAAGACUCUUUCCAUUCCCCAAAGGGCCCCUUGGCUCCUCCUGAGUCUGAGACGUCUACCCCUUCAGCAGCAGCUGCCCCAGAGAAGGUCCUUCCUAAAGCUGGAUCUGCAUCUGUCUCUCCAGCACCUACCCCAUCAGUCUCUCUGCCUCUUGCUCCCUCCCCAGUUCCCCCUCUGCUCCCUAAACAGCAAUCUCUGCCGUCCUCACCUGGGCUGGUGCUGGAAUCACCCCGUAAGCCCUCAGCCCCUGCUGAUGAGGAUGAGCUGCCGCCUCUGAUUCCCCCGGAGCCAAUCUCGGGGGGAGUGCCUUUCCAGCCGGUCCUCGUCAACAUGCCCACCCCUAAACCUGCUGGGAUCCCUGCCCCAACCCCCUCUGCCAAGCAGCCUGUUCUGAAGAAUAAUAAGGGGUCUGGAACAGAAUCUGAUAGUGAUGAAUCAGUACCAGAGCUUGAGGAACAGGAUUCUACACAGGCAACCACACAACAAGCCCAGCUGGCAGCGGCAGCUGAAAUCGAUGAAGAACCAGUCAGUAAAGCAAAACAGAGCCGGAGUGAAAAGAAGGCACGGAAGGCUAUGUCCAAACUGGGUCUUCGACAGGUUACAGGGGUUACUAGAGUCACUAUCCGGAAAUCUAAGAAUAUCCUUUUUGUCAUCACAAAACCAGAUGUAUACAAGAGCCCAGCUUCAGAUACCUACAUAGUUUUUGGGGAAGCCAAGAUCGAGGAUUUAUCUCAGCAAGCACAGUUAGCAGCUGCUGAGAAAUUCAAAGUUCAGGGUGAAGCUGUCUCAAACAUUCAAGAAAACACACAGACUCCAACUGUACAAGAGGAGAGUGAAGAGGAAGAGGUUGAUGAAACAGGUGUGGAAGUUAAGGACAUAGAAUUGGUCAUGUCACAAGCAAAUGUGUCGAGAGCAAAGGCAGUCCGAGCCCUGAAGAACAACAGUAAUGAUAUUGUAAAUGCUAUUAUGGAAUUAACAAUGUAACCAUCUUGAAAAGAGGACCUUUUUUUGGUGUUUCAAAAGAGUAACUGCAGCUGGGUUUGAAAUUUGUACUGUUUCUAUCAUUAAUAAAGUUAUGGCUUCUUGUUGGAUGAA